AUGAGUUUAUAAACUAGAUCUAUAGAAAGGGGUUCUGUAGAUAAAUCCCAAAAUUGCCAGUAAUUAAGGAUAUUUAUAGAAGACAUGACUUCCUUAAUUGGUUCUGCUCUUGUAGAGGAAUUUCGAAAUGAUCACGAGACUGAUAUAAAUCCAAAUAUUAUUGUUGGGAAUGGGGAAAAUCUGCCAAGAGGAGCAACUAAAUUAAUAAAUGCAGCUGAUACAACUGAAUUAGGUUAGGUUAUCUUAGAUUGUGAUAUUAUCAUUUUUCAUUAGAAUUAUUGUUAAGCUGAGUAUGCUUACAAAUUAUUAAAAUAUGGUAAUUAUAACUCAGAGAAAACAUUUGUUUUAGUGAGUAAUCCAUUAACUUGGUCAACAACUGCUUUAAAAGAGAAAAAAUCAGAAGAAACUGCUUUUCGAUAAUCAAUUAUGAAUGAAGAUGAAACCUAAUUAUUUAAGAAGUAUGAGAGGUUUACUGAAAAUGAUCUUCCAAUAAGAAGAAUUAAUUCAUUUGAGAGAUUAAAACAUCUAGAACAGUCAAUUUUGGGUUGUGAAAAAAAAGAAUUAAACACAUAUGUAAUAACACCUGGAUUGGUUUAUGGUAAUGGAGAAGAUAUUCUAUAUGAACUUUUCAAAACAGUUUGGAUGAAUCCAGAUGCUGAAUUACCAAUACAUGGGGAAGGCAAUAACAUUAUUCCAAUGAUUCAUGUUAAUGAUUUAGCAAGCAUAGUGAGGAAAGCUACAAUUCUAAAUCCUCAAGAUAAAUAUAUUUUUGCAGUGGAUUAUGAGAAUAUGACUUAAAAGAAAUUGGUUACUACCAUCGCUAAAUGUAUUGGAAAUGGGAAAACAAAAACAGUAACAAAUUGCUCAGAGAAGAUGUUAAAGAUGAAUGUUUGGUUGAGGCCAACUCAAAUUUUCGAUUCAAAUGAUCAAAUUAAUGAUGCUCAAAAGAAUUCAUCAGUUAAUUGGGAAUUUCAGGAAGGGUUUACUAAAAAUAUCUAUAAAAUAAGAGAUCAAUUUAAAUUAUAUCGUGGCUUAGAUACAAUUAAAUUAAUAGUUCAUGGAGGUCCAGCAGCAGGAAAAUCUUAUUUAAGUUAGCAAUUAUCAAAUUAUUAUCGCAUCCCUCACAUUUAGAUAAAAAAAUUAAUAUUAGAUUUAAUAGAUUCUCCCACAAAAUUAGGGGAAUUAUUAAAAACAACUUUAUAGUAAGUUAAAGAUUAGAUGGUUACAGAAGCAUUAGCAGUAUUCGAGGCUGAAAAAAAGAAGAAAAAGGUACCGAAAGGGCAACCAGAACCUGUAUUCGAUGCUUCAACUAUUAUUCCUAGAUUACCUGAUCAUAUUUUAAUCUAAGCAUAUAAGUGGAGACUUGAGUAAAAUGAUACAUAAAAUCUUGGAUAUGUUUUGGAUGGUUUUCCAAAAACUUUAGAAUAAUAUGAACUAUUAUUUUAGAAUGAGAACAAUUAAGUAAUUGAAAAUAUUAAACCAAAAGGAGUUAUAUACUUUGACUAUUCAGAUGAUUAAUUGAAGGAGAAAGCAAGAUAGAUUAUCGAUCAACCUAGAUACACAGAAGAACAGGUAAGUAGAAGGAUAGUUAAUUUUAGAAAAUCAAACGAUUCCCUAUUAUAAUAAUACGAAAAAUUUGAUAUUAAAAGAAUAAACCUUUCCGAAUCUGCUUUUGAUUAAGCUUUAGAAUUUAUUACUCGUAAUGGUCCCAUUUUAGUGCUAUAAGAAAAAAAAGAAGAAGACUAUAUUGAAAUUGAAGUUAUUUAAGAAGAUGUUUCUCCAGAAUUAUAGACAGCUCAAUAAUAAGAAUCAAACUAAUAGUAGGAGAAAAAGAUACCAAUUUCUCAAUCAUAAGUUUAAUAAUCAUAAUUAGGAGUGAAGAAAAAGACAGAUUAAUUAAAUAAAUCUCUAAAUGAGAGUCGUGUUUCAAAGGAAAAAUAAAAAUUGACUGAUGAAUAAAAAUUUGAAUAAUUUAAACAGUAAGAAAAAGAGCAACUUGAUUUAAGAAGCUAACCUCUUAGAUAAUAUUUAGCCGAUAAUGUAGUGCCUUAUUUAGCUGAGGCAUUAGUUGUUCUAUGUGAAAAACACCCUGAAAAUCCAAUUAACUUUUUAGCAGACUUUUUAGAAUAAAAAGGAAAUGAAUUAUAAGCUAAUGGGUAAAUUGGAUAAUGA
Paramecium tetraurelia is the source of this 2172-nucleotide messenger RNA. RefSeq lists its product as uncharacterized. Gene Ontology annotation, molecular function: AMP kinase activity; nucleoside diphosphate kinase activity; ATP binding. The record is from RefSeq and is a predicted model, not a curated record. The transcript is spliced from 2 exons. Gene Ontology annotation, cellular component: cytoplasm. NCBI's taxonomy places the organism in Eukaryota, Ciliophora, Oligohymenophorea, Peniculida, Parameciidae. Gene Ontology annotation, biological process: nucleoside triphosphate biosynthetic process.